UUUACAACAAUUAGCUAUGAGCUCGUUUAGGUCCUUAUGUGAGAUACAGUAUAUCAGUGACCGCCUCUACCAGUGUUGGAGCUGGAGACCCAGUUGAAGUAACAUUCUACACACAAGAAGGAGGCAAGUAGUUUAGGUUCUUUCCUUUCAUGCCCUUUGUUGUUUUUAUAGCUCCACAGACAGCUCCCUCAAAUUUGACCGGCUCUAGAACCUCUGCCACCACUGCUAGUGUAGAAUGGGAUUGGAUAAGGUGGGAGGACCUGAGAGGGUGGCUGGUGGACUAUGAGAUUGGGUAUGGUAGUGUGAUGAUGUCUGCCCAUCAGCAGUGCCCUGCUAAUGACUGCUCCUACACUGAGACCCUGUCUGUGGAUAAUGAAGGAGAGCAUGAAUUGACUGGUCUAGAUCCGGGACUGCAGUACUGUGUGAGGCUGGCUGGGAGGACCAGUGCUGGGGCUGGGCCUUUCUCACACAAACUCAUUCCAUGGUACGAAAACAGUGUAUUCAUGGUUGCACUAGAGAGGCCCAACUGCAGAGAAUGGAUUGCAAAAGACUCAACUGAGAUAGUUGCAGACCUUGCCAGAGCUUUUAGCCUUGGAAUCAAACUCACCUGUAACUGCACAUUUCCCAGCAACUAUAUUGCAGAUAUACAACUAACUUGUCAGAAUGAGGUCCUUAUAGUUACAGGUAAAAUAAUCGGUACUCAAGAAAAAGAGAGUGCUGGUGUCUUGGAUGACUUUGAAAUGUGGCUAUCGAGCAGGCCAACAAUAACGGCCAAGGGUGAAGAGCUUAAACUUGUGCAGAAUGAGUCACCUGAAAACCAUUUUCCUGGGUAUAUUAUUAUUGGAGUAGCAGCUGGUGUUCUAAUUGCUCUAGUACUGGCUGUUUUGGUAGCAAUAGUAGUGGUGUGGUACAGACAGAGGUAAGUGAUAUGCUGGGUGGACAAAAAAUCUGAGACGAUCUUUACUCCACAGAAGCAAGCCAUCUACAGUGACAACGCCGCUUGAGUAUGAAAUACCUGUUAUAAGAGGUGAAAACCUGCAUGAGGAUCCCAAGAAUUUCAGCAACCCAAAUUAUGAUGGUGUUUCAAGAAGAGGUGGCAUUGAGUUGGUCCACAAUGAUGUUCAAUAGAGGUAGCAGCUAGAUGACGACACUAUUAUGUAAUAGGAGACGCCGUGAUUUUGUGAUUUGCUGAAUAUAUAGCCAGU
This is a messenger RNA of Geodia barretti, 1205 nucleotides long. The record is from the annotation of a GenBank genome assembly. Lineage: Eukaryota; Metazoa; Porifera; Demospongiae; Tetractinellida; Geodiidae.